CGGUGUCAAAAGAGGGAAAGGAGAUCCUCUUAAACGGGGCAAAAAAAAAAAAAAAAGGGAAGGAGAUAAGGCGAGGGAGCGAAGGAUGCACGGAGUAUCUCUUCCGUUUUCCUUUGCUUGUGGAGUGCGCUCGUCCUCCAUUAGAGCUUCCCCACGCUCAUUCCUAUGGCCUACUCCCAACGAGAGGAGGAAAGUUCGGUGCGCACUCAUCACUGCCCAGUUUGAGCUCAAGCGUCCUCCAUAUCCGUUAGACUCGUUGGAGCCGCACAUGAGCCGGAAGACGGUGGAGCAUCAUUGGGGGAGGCAUCACCGGAGCCAUGUGGACGGCCUCAACGCCCAAAUUGCGGGGACCCAACUGGAAGAGAUGGAACUGGAGGACGUUGUCAUCGCCUCCUACAACAAGGGAAGCCCUCUACCUCCAUUCGUCCAUGCAGCCCAGGUCUGGAAUCAUGACUUUUUCUGGCAAUCCAUGAAACCAGGUGGUGGAGGGAAGCCAUCUGGGAAGCUUAUGGAAUUGAUCGAGAGGGACUUUGGUUCGUUCGAGAGAAUGCUGAAGGAGUUCAGAGAAGCUGCAUCGGCACAGUUUGGUUCUGGUUGGGCUUGGCUUGCGUACAAGGCGAAUAGGUUAGAUGUGGGGAAUGCUGUUAAUCCUUGUCCCUCCGAGAAGGACAACAAGCUUGUGAUAGCUAAGACUCCUAAUGCUGUGAAUCCUUUGGUUUGGGAUUAUUCACCUCUCCUUGCAAUUGAUGUUUGGGAGCAUGCUUACUACCUUGACUAUGAGAAUCGGAGAGCUGAUUAUGUGUCCAUUUUUAUUGAGAAGCUUGUUUCAUGGGACAUUGUUAGCUCAAGGCUUGACAUAGCAAUGGCUCGAGCUGCAGAGAGAGCAAGAGAAGACGAGAGGAGAAGACAAGAAGACGAUGUAGAAAUCACCAACAGUGAGGCUGUGGAGAUGUAUGUGGACAGCGACAAUAAUUCAGAGUCUGAAUGAAAGAAACCAUCUUGUUUACUUUUACCAUAUGCCAAGUUAGUUAAGCAAAACCAACGGUGAGUUCAAUUAUACUUGGUAGCUUAAUGAAAUGUAUCGGCAAGAUUGUUGAGAUGUUGCUUCA
This is a messenger RNA of Elaeis guineensis (African oil palm), 1109 nucleotides long. RefSeq names its product superoxide dismutase [Fe], chloroplastic. Gene Ontology annotation, molecular function: metal ion binding; superoxide dismutase activity. NCBI's taxonomy places the organism in Eukaryota, Viridiplantae, Streptophyta, Magnoliopsida, Arecales, Arecaceae. Gene Ontology annotation, cellular component: chloroplast nucleoid. Gene Ontology annotation, biological process: superoxide metabolic process. The record is from RefSeq and is a predicted model, not a curated record.